AUGUGGGAGGGCGCCAGGGGGCGGCGGUAUCGAACGUGGGCGCGCCGCCCCGCGCUACUGAAGCCCUACGAGCGCCGAACGGCGGGCGGCGGACGAGCUAUCAGCCAGUCCACAGACAGACACCGAGCGCGCCGAUUGUGUCUCUUGCGCCGAACGUACACGGGAUACCCAUUUAAUAACACAAUACAAUGGACAGACUGUGUUAAAACACCGGUAUACUAA
Leptosia nina is the source of this 222-nucleotide messenger RNA. NCBI's taxonomy places the organism in Eukaryota, Metazoa, Arthropoda, Insecta, Lepidoptera, Pieridae. The record is from the annotation of a GenBank genome assembly.